Molecule: messenger RNA, 3698 nt
Organism: Aspergillus fijiensis CBS 313.89
Lineage: Eukaryota; Fungi; Ascomycota; Eurotiomycetes; Eurotiales; Aspergillaceae
Exons: 5
Coding region: 87-3422 (1111 amino acids)
Source: RefSeq, a predicted model, not a curated record
UCCGAAUCUCUUUUCACCUCCUCCCCCCCAUCUUUUCUCGCGCGUCAAUUUGCGCGUCGAGUUCGGCCUGACGCCGCUUCUCCAACAUGAAUAUCAAUCGAGAGGAGCGGCAGCAAAUGCGGCAGCGCGGAGCAGCGUCACGUAAGACGAAAGAGAUCAACUUUGGUUUUUCGUUUGGGCUAGCUCCUCCGCCGCCGGACGAAGCUGCUGAUUCCGCGUCGCGCCCGGCCGAUGUUGGAAUCGCUGGUGAACCUCCUGCCUUAGCUCCGCCGCCGCCGCCAACAACGACAGUGACAGCAGCAGCAGCAGCACUGCCAAUUACUACAGACGAUACAAGUAUUGCAGAUGAAACUACGCAAAACGGCUUGCCGCCUGGGGCUGAGCCUUCGACAUCCCAGGACCAGAAACCCGCUCGACGGACGUCAGGAAGCCCGCGCACCAGAUCCUCGCCCAGACUGUCUUCGCCUAAGAGUCUAUCGGACGAUGCAACGGAAGCCGGUCCAAGUCGCAAGAUCAGAAAACUUGAUCACCCUAGGAGCUCCCCUACGAGUUCAGCUGCUGCGCACAGUGCUGAGAACCCCCUUUCUCUCGCCAAUGGGAUCGCCCCGAUGGACCCAUCUCAAACUGCUGAGGAAUCAACUGUUGCGACCGAGCCUGUCCCCGAGCCUGUCCCGGCCCCCGCUUCCGAAGCUUUGAUCGAGAGACCAGCAUCACCCGUAACGCCGGCAGCCUCUAUAGCGCCCAAUGACCUCGCGUCUCCGCAGGCUCGCCAGGAACCGGAGUCAGCGGCAGUCGCUACAGAGAAGCUGUCCUCGAGGCCUAAGUCAGCAUCACCCAGAGCGAACGGAACACCCUCCCCGCCAGGUAAGAAAGCAAGAGGCAAGCGCAAGAGACAAGGCUCUCAGGAAAGUGAACGAUCGUCGCCUACUACAACCAGUCCUAAGACGAGCGAAGAGCAGAUCGAACAACCCGCAGAGCCCAUGGAUACAUCGCUGGAUGUACAACCUGAAACUACAGAACCACCAACGACAGUUGUGCCAGAUACUGUUGAACUGUCGAACGGCACAAUUCUUCCAGAUCUUCCUGAGUCGACCCAACCCGUUGAGCCUCAAACCGUCGCCGAGCCCCAAUUGACCGCCCCAUCCCAAGAAACAACCCAAUCCCAUGCCGCCACCGAACCUCAACCGACUACGAAGCAGUCAAGACUACCCGUUCCUUCGCGAACCAAGCGACCACGCGGCGAACGAGCUGCAUCCGUCCAGCCAUCUACGACUACGGUCAAAGAGCCUCGAGUGGCGAGAGCAGGGUCCGCGGAAAGUGCGCCAGUUGAAGCUAAGGGAAAUAAGAGAAUUCGGACACGGGUGGAUGGGGUCUCUGAGCGGGAAAAUGAUGCUUCCAUCACCAACGGGGAGCCAGAGGGUCAGAGUAUGGAGGUAGAUGCUCCGCAAGGAGCAGAAGUGAGUGCUGCGGAGCGAAAGGGAGCCCGCAGAGGACGUCCGCUACAGUCGGAGGUAGCAGAAACGAAACCGAAGCGCGCUGGUCGCCCCGGAAGAAAGGUUUCGCCCUCUCUCCAGGACGUGGUCGAGGAAGAGGAAGCUCCAAUCGAGGAGGCGCAGAAGGAGGUGCAGGAGCCGGAAGAGUCGGCGUCACAGCCCAUGCCAAGAGGGCGGAGACCCAAGGCAUCUGAGCCACAGCCGGUGGAGCCAGAGCCAAGUCAGCCGGAGCCGGAGCCACAGGAGCAGGCCCUACCAUCAGAGGCGCAGCCGAAGCGCAAAGGACGACGACCCAAACAAGCAGAGCCGGAGCAAGCGGAACCUGCACCACAGCCACAGGGCCAUGAAGCAGAGGCGGAGACAGCAUCUCGCUCGAAGCCAAGAGGACGGAGAGCUAAGCUAAUGGAACCGACACCGGAGACAGCAGCAACGGCUCCGGAACCAGCGAUGCCUGAUUCAAGGCACAGAGGGCGAAGAGCGAAGACCGCUGAGCCAGAGCCGGUAGAGCCAGAGCCAGUGGUAUCUGAAUCGAAACUCAGGGGGCGGAGAGCUAGGACUGCAGAGCCAGAGAUUCCACAACCAGAAACAAAACCGGCGGAACAACCAGUGGACGAGCCAGAGCCAAGGUCAAGAGGGCGAAGGACAAGGACGGCUGAGCCGGAGGCAGCACAAGCGGAGCCCGGCGCGGCAGAUCAACAACCAGCCGAGGCAGAGCCCAGGCGCAGAGGGCGGAGAGCACGGACAGCUGAGCCGGAUGAACCACAACCACAGCCAAAUCCAGAGCAGGCCACGCAAGAAUCAGUUGAGACAGCGCCGAAGCCCAGAGGACGGAAAGCACGGACAGCCGGGCCGGAAGGUGCACAACCAGAGCCAGAGCCGGCCACGCACGAACCAGUUGAAACAGCGCCAAAGCCAAGAGGGCGGAAGGCGAGAGGAGCCAAGUCGACACCACCAAUGCCAGCAGAAGCUGUUCCGGAACCUGAAGUGGUCGAACCCGAGGUCGCACAGCCAGAACCAGAACCCGAAUCUUCGCAGGCACCCGCUGAACCCCGAUCUCGCAAGCGUGAUCGUGGCGGCAGGCAGGCAGAAGAGAGUGCCGGGGUUAGCGCGACACGCGAGGCAGACAACGUUGCAGCGGAAGGCGAGGGCAGCGCAGAGCCUCCGACGCGGAGACGCAAGCCCAGACAACCUCGCGGAGAGACCGUGCCGGUCACUGUGCAUCGUCUUGCGAACGUUGCUGCUCUCGGGGGCGACCCCACACUGUUGGGGUCGUCGGAUGACGAGGGCGAGACCGCUGAGGCGUCGUCGUCCGACCGGCAGCAGGACAAGCUGCCCAGCCGAGGCGGCGUGAAUGUGGCCGACGUACUGGGCCAGAUCUGCCGCGAGACAUUGGAAAAGACGCUGACAACGCUGACCAACGGCAUCGACGGCGAAGGGAACGCCGGGCGACGCGCCGAAUGGACGCGCAAGAAGAAGGUGGUCGAGGCGUACGGCAGCGAACUGGAGGGCCGACUGCUCGAGCUGAGUGAGAUGCUGGACGGCAACUUCGUGCUUGGGGUCAAAAUGCGCAAAGCCAAGCGCGAGAUGAUGGAGUAUCGGAGUCGACUGUACCAAGUGCGAAAGGAGCGAGAGGCGGUUGCGUUGCAAAUGGACGCUGUCCGGAGAAAACAUGCCGAAGAUGAGUCUGCACGAAAGGCGCGUUCGACCAUCAACAACUCCCUCCACAGUCUCGACCUCGCGCUGGAGCGUCGUCAGACCCACCCGGCCGAUCCUGAUGAGACCACUGAUCUGGGGGGGAUGGAGUUUCUGCUUCGCAACGUUGCGGAGACGGUCAGUUCCGCCGCCCCCGGCGGCCAGGGCGGGCUGCUGCAUCAACUUCGCUCCUUCAACGCACAGCUCGAAUCCACGGCACGGCGGCUGGAGAGGUGAGCGUUGAGCUUCCUCUCGACCCAUUGUGCUGUGUUGAGACUUCUGUCAUCCUCGACUUCUUUUUCGUUGCGUCACCACCUGGAAUCCGAAUUUCGCGUCUUGCUCGUCUUGCUCUUUCUAUCGAUCCCGAAUACCCACAUGACACGAACACUGCGACAGGAGUUUUUUUCUUUAAAGGUUGUUUGUUUUUCGAGGGUGCCGGUAGCAGUUCCGUUGGAUUAUUUGAUGAUGAAAUGGAUACCUACCUGACCAUGACCAUGACCAUGUACUGUACGU